Messenger RNA from Prosopis cineraria, 1262 nucleotides. Its product is annotated as transcription factor RAX3-like. The coding region runs from base 213 to 1217 and encodes 334 amino acids. Lineage: Eukaryota; Viridiplantae; Streptophyta; Magnoliopsida; Fabales; Fabaceae. The record is from RefSeq and is a predicted model, not a curated record. The transcript is spliced from 3 exons.
CCAGCUGCCUCACCUUCUCCAGGCUGCUUUUACUCUGUCUCUCACCUUCUCUUUAUAUAUAUAUAUAUAUAUAACCAACAAUAUUUUCAUCACCUUCAUCACCAUCACCAUCAUCACCACCUCCAUCAUCGUCCUCGACGAGAUUGGCUUUUUUUAAAAGUGAUCGAUACUCUCAAAUCAACAUCCAAUCAGUGAACACAGAGAGAGUAUCGAUGGGGAGGGCUCCUUGCUGCGACAAAGCCAACGUGAAGAAAGGGCCAUGGUCGCCGGAGGAAGACGCCAAACUCAAAGCUUACAUCGAACAGCACGGCACCGGCGGCAACUGGAUAGCGCUUCCUCAAAAGAUAGGGCUCAAGAGAUGCGGGAAAAGCUGUCGUCUGAGAUGGUUGAAUUAUCUUCGUCCCAACAUCAAGCAUGGAGGUUUCUCAGAAGAAGAAGACAACAUAAUUUGCAGCCUGUAUGUUAAUAUUGGAAGCAGGUGGUCUAUAAUAGCGGCGCAAUUACCAGGGAGAACCGAUAAUGAUAUAAAGAACUACUGGAACACAAGGCUCAAGAAGAAGCUAAUGGCGAAGCAGCGUAAGCAACAAGAAGCCCAAGCUCGCCGAGCUAACACCCUCAAGCAAGAACUUAAGAGACAGACUAAUAAUUUGGUGCUGAUGAACCAAACUCGUCCUUUGUGCAGCACGCAUCAUCAGCCUUCUGCAAGUGCUUCUUCUUCCUUCCAAGAGCCCUACGAUCUCAACAAUCUAAGAAGCUUGUUGACUAAACUAGGUGGAAGAUUCUCCCCUGAUGAUCAUCAUCUCCCUCCAUACCCAUAUGAAUGUGACCCUUGCUUCUUCUUCCCGCAAGACCAGCUAUAUCCAGUUGAAAACUCAGUGAUAAACACUAAUGGCAGUAGUACGUCGAACGUAUUUGAAGGGUUUCAGAAUAUUGAAAACUUCCCGAACAACGAUUUGAGCGAGAUGGGCUGUGUGAACAGUACUACGACGCAGCAAAUGGAUGGGUUUCAGAGUUACAGUGGAGUAAUGGAGUCAUCGACGGCCACGACGACUUCAACGGAAAGUACUAUUACCAGUUGGGCAGACAUGAGCUCUCUGCUUAAUUACUCUCAUAAUAUGGUUUCCGAAUUCCAAGAAAUAAUGUUGCCUCAAGAUGUUACUUUGGAGGAGCCUACCUACUGUGGAUGCAAUAACUUCCCUGUACAUGGGAUGGUCUGAAUUUUGUAGUACUCUUCAUAUAAAACCCUAACGAUUUCACUUUCA